Molecule: messenger RNA, 1372 nt
Organism: Jatropha curcas
Lineage: Eukaryota; Viridiplantae; Streptophyta; Magnoliopsida; Malpighiales; Euphorbiaceae
Cellular component (GO): cytosol
Molecular function (GO): protein-folding chaperone binding
Source: RefSeq, a predicted model, not a curated record
UAAAUUUACUAGCCCAUUAAAAAAACAGACCCAACCCACAAAAAGGAAGCCUAAGAGGUAAAGCAAAUCUUCAAUUUAUAAAGCAACAGUGAGUUAGUUAACCGCCGGAGCAAACCAUAGCAAAUACUCACGGUGACGGAGAAACAACAAGAAGAACAACCACAAAGGGAUGGGCAUUGAUUACUAUAAAAUUCUACAGGUCGAUCGAAGUGCGAAGGACGAUGAUUUGAAGAAAGCUUAUCGGAAACUUGCUAUGAAAUGGCAUCCGGAUAAGAACCCUAAGAACAAGAAGGAAGCUGAAGCCAAGUUCAAACAAAUCUCUGAAGCAUACGAUGUUUUGAGUGAUCCGCAAAAGCGGGCUAUUUAUGAUCAGUAUGGAGAGGAGGGUUUGAAGGGGCAGGUGCCGCCCCCGGGAGCUGGCGGUUUUGGACCGGAAGGGGGCUCUACAACAUUUCGGUUCAAUCCCAGAAGUGCAGAUGAUAUAUUUUCAGAGAUUUUUGGGUUUUCGAGUCCGUUUGGAGGAAUGGGUGACAUGGGUGGCCCACGAGCUAGUACUUCAGGGUUUUCAAGGGGUAUGUUUGGGGAAGAUAUAUUUUCUUCAUUUAGAACUGCAAGUGGAGAGAGCUCUAAUAUGCCACGAAAAGGGGCUGCCAUUGAAAGGACAUUGCCGUGUAGUUUGGAGGAGCUGUAUAAAGGACAUACUAGGAAGAUGAAGAUUUCAAGGGAUGUUACUGAUUCUAGUGGGAGACCGACCACAGUGGAAGAAAUUCUUGCAAUUGAGAUCAAGCCAGGGUGGAAGAAGGGAACAAAAAUCACUUUUCCGGAGAAGGGAAAUGAACAACGAGGAGUUAAACCGUCUGACCUAGUCUUCAUCAUUGAUGAGAAGCCACACAGUGUCUUCAAGAGGGAUGGUAAUGAUCUUAUAGUUACCCAAAAGAUAUCUCUUGUCGAGGCUCUAACAGGCUACACAGCACAAGUGACAACCCUUGAUGGCAGGAAUCUGUCAAUCCCUAUCAACUGUAUCAUCAGUCCCACCUAUGAGGAAGUAGUUAAAGGGGAAGGGAUGCCUAUUCCCAAAGAACCUUCCAAAAAAGGGAACUUGAGGAUUAAGUUUAACAUAAAGUUCCCUAGCAAGCUCACGGCGGAGCAGAAAACUGGGAUCAAGCGGUUAAUAUAAUCUUCAUAAACAGUAAUGAUGGCUGUCCCUUCCAUCUCUAAAAUCUGUGUAAGCUUUCCAUUGCAUUAAUUUUCUUUGCUGAUCCAAUCCAGAAAGAAAAUUUGCGUUGCAGAAUUGGAAUUUUCACUAUAACAGUUAUUUAAAGUUUAAAUAUUGUUUUCCAUGUUUCACUUUUCAAUAUUCUUUUUCUUUCUA